AUGACCCUCCUCCGGGCCUGCCUGCUUUUCGCCUGCACCUCCACCCUAUUCACCACCACCUUGGCUGCCUCGAAACCUAUCCCCACGAGCGCCUCAUCCACCUUCCCACAAUGCGGUAUCGACUGCAGUAUCUUGAAAUCCGCACAGGAUAGUUGUGUCGCCGGCGCCGAAUCCACCUGGAAUUCCUGCUUCUGCGAGUCCUCUCUGCUCACCACGCUGAAAACCUCCGGCGCUAUCUGCAGCAACUGCGACUCCUCCGACCAGACCACUCUCUCCAGCUGGUACAAUAGCUACUGCAAAUCCGGUGGCAGCACGACUAGCACCACCAGUACUGCGACUGCCGCGACGGCCACCACCGGAACUUCUACCUCGACCGCGACCGCCGCGUCCAGCGGCUCUAAGAAUGCCACCACCGAAGAAAACAAGUCUUGGUGGAGCACCCACUACCAAUGGGUUGUCAUGCUGAUCGUCCUGGUCAUCGGCUUCUCGGCCCUCGCCGUCUUGGGCGUUUGGCUUAAACGUCGCUACGAAGCGAGACAUCCCGGUCUCUACGCUCCCAACGCCGCCAGCAGCAGCGGUGCCCUGCCUGUUAAACCUGGCUCGGUUAAUGAUUCGGGUGUGCUGAGCCCCCCCGCCACCAGGUUGGGGGUCCCAACCGCCCGUCUCCCAGACCCAAGGUGCUGGUGUUGGUCCUGUGCAGUCGGGUUCACUGGCUAG
This is a messenger RNA of Penicillium manginii, 717 nucleotides long. RefSeq lists its product as uncharacterized. The transcript is spliced from 2 exons. The record is from RefSeq and is a predicted model, not a curated record. Lineage: Eukaryota; Fungi; Ascomycota; Eurotiomycetes; Eurotiales; Aspergillaceae. Bases 1 to 717 code for a protein of 238 amino acids.